AAAGAAAAAGAAAAAGAAAGAAAGAAAGAAAAGGCAGAGCCCAGUAUCUACGGGCAGCGUUUCGGUCUCCGGUCCUCGCUCUCUUUUUCUCUCCCGUUCCGUCGCCAGCCCCUUCGCGUCUCUGCACCCUCCGUACCUGCCUGCUUCCGCGGCGCCUCGCAGCCUCCAGUCGCCUCCGUCCUGAUUGGGCGGAGACCCCCCAAUCGGCUGCGCGCCUGGGCCGGUGGGACUGCAUAUGUUAAGCUCUACUUCAUAUUAAUAAGCUCCAAUCGGGGCUUUAAGUCCUUGAUUAGGAGAGUGUGAGAGCUCUGGUCCCAACUGGCUGUGCCUAUAGGCUUGUCACCAGGAGAACAUUUGUGUUAAUUGCGCUCUGCUCUGUCAAGGAAACUUUGAUUUAUAGCGGGGGUGCGCAAAUAAUGGUUGCCGGUCGCACAUGGAUUCGGUAGAACUUUGCCUUCCUGAAUCUUUUUCCCUGCACUACGAGGAAGAGCUUCUCUGCAGAAUGUCAAACAAAGAUCGACACAUUGAUUCCAGCUGUUCGUCCUUCAUCAAGACGGAACCCUCCAGCCCGGCCUCCCUGACGGACAGCGUCAACCACCACAGCCCAGGUGGCUCUUCAGACGCCAGCGGGAGCUACAGUUCAACCAUGAAUGGCCAUCAGAACGGACUUGACUCGCCACCUCUCUACCCUUCUGCUCCUAUCCUAGGAGGUAGUGGGCCUGUCCGGAAACUGUACGAUGACUGCUCCAGCACCAUUGUUGAAGACCCCCAGACCAAGUGCGAAUACAUGCUCAACUCGAUGCCCAAGAGACUGUGUUUAGUGUGCGGUGACAUCGCGUCUGGGUACCACUAUGGGGUAGCAUCCUGUGAAGCCUGCAAGGCAUUCUUCAAGAGGACAAUUCAAGGUAAUAUAGAAUAUAGCUGCCCUGCCACAAAUGAAUGUGAAAUCACAAAGCGCAGACGUAAAUCCUGCCAGGCUUGCCGCUUCAUGAAGUGUUUAAAAGUGGGCAUGCUCAAAGAAGGAGUGCGUCUUGACAGAGUACGUGGAGGUCGGCAGAAGUACAAGCGCAGAAUAGAUGCGGAGAACAGCCCAUACCUGAACCCUCAGUUGGUUCAGCCAGCCAAAAAGCCAUAUAACAAGAUUGUCUCACAUUUAUUGGUGGCUGAACCGGAGAAGAUCUAUGCCAUGCCUGACCCUACUGUUCCCGACAGUGACAUCAAAGCCCUCACUACACUGUGCGACUUGGCCGAUCGAGAAUUGGUGGUUAUCAUUGGAUGGGCGAAGCAUAUUCCAGGCUUCUCCACGCUGUCCCUGGCGGACCAGAUGAGCCUUCUGCAGAGUGCUUGGAUGGAAAUUUUGAUCCUCGGUGUCGUGUACCGAUCUCUUUCCUUUGAGGAUGAACUUGUCUAUGCAGACGAUUAUAUAAUGGAUGAAGACCAGUCUAAAUUAGCAGGCCUUCUUGACCUAAAUAAUGCUAUCCUGCAGCUGGUAAAGAAAUACAAGAGCAUGAAGCUGGAGAAAGAAGAAUUUGUCACCCUCAAAGCAAUCGCUCUUGCUAAUUCAGACUCCAUGCACAUAGAAGACGUCGAAGCCGUUCAGAAGCUUCAGGAUGUCUUACACGAGGCCUUGCAGGAUUAUGAGGCCGGCCAGCACAUGGAAGACCCUCGCAGGGCCGGCAAGAUGCUGAUGACGCUGCCGCUCCUGAGGCAGACCUCUACCAAGGCCGUGCAGCAUUUCUACAACAUCAAACUGGAAGGCAAAGUCCCCAUGCACAAACUUUUUUUGGAAAUGCUGGAGGCCAAGGUCUGACUAAAAGCUUCCCCGGGCAUCCUAUCCUGCACGCCGAAAAAGGGAAAAAUAAACCCAAGAGUGAUGUCAAAAAAACUUAGAGUUUAGUUAACAACAUCAAAAAUCAAGUAAGACUGCACUGAUCAUUUAGCAGCAAGACUAUGAAGCAGCUUUCAGAUUCCUCUGUAUCCUCCUGAUGAGUUUUUUUCUACCUUAAUCUCAUCUUUUCUCCGUUUCUUUUGCUCUUUAUUUUUUUUUUCUCCCGCCCUAUUUUCUUUCUCUUUCGUUUCUUGCUUCCUUCAUCGCUGGUUCCCCACUCUCUCCUUUCCUUCCUUCCUUCCUUCCCUCCCACCCUCCUUCCUUUCUUCUACCUUCCUCCCUCUUUUCUCAUUCUUCCCCUUUCUUUUAAAUUUUAAUAGCUCUGGUUAUAAGAAAAUGUUGCUGCCUUUCCUUUCUUUUCCUUUCCCUCCCUCCCUCCCUUCCUCCCUCCUCCUUCCUUCCUUCCUUCUUUCCUUCCUUCCUUUCCUUCUGCUGCUGAACUUUUAAAAGAAGUCUCUAAUUGGAGAGUGAUGGAAGCCAGCCCUGCCAAAGGAUGGAGAUCCAUAAUAUGGAUACCAGUGAACUUCUUGUGAACCAUUACAUCCCCAAUGACUAAGGAAUCAGAGAGAACCAUGGCACCUAAGAGUACAGUGCAACAUACACAAAUUGACUGAGUGCAGUAUUAGAUUCCACUGGAGCAGCCUCUAAUUAGACGACUUAAGCAACGUUGCAUCGGCUGCUUCUUAUCAUUGCUUUUCCAUCUAGAUCAGUUACAGCCAUUUGAUUCCUUAAUUGUUUUUUCAAGUCUUCCAGGUAUUUGUUAGUUUAGCGACUAUGUAACUUUUUCAGGGAAUAGUUUAAGCUUUAUUCAUUCAUGCAAUACUAAAGAGAAAUAAGAAUACUGCAAUUUUGUGCUGGCUUUGAACAAUUAUGAACAAUAAUGAAGGACAAAUGAAUCCUGAAGGAAGAUUUUUAAAAAAUGUUUCAUUUCUUCUUACAAAUGGAGAUUUUUUUGUACCAGCUUUACCACUUUUCAGCCAUUUAUUAAUAUGGGAAUUUAACUUACUCAAGCAAUAGUUGAAGGGAAGGUGCAUAUUAUCACGGAUGCAAUUUAUGUUGUGUGCCAGUCUGGUCCCAAACAUCAAUUUCUUAACAUGAGCUCCAGUUUACCUAAAUGUUCACUGACACAGAGGAUUAGAUUACACCUGCAGUGACUCCGAGUGGUCACGUAUGUAAGCACCACACGUGGAACACAGAUCCGUAGAAUGAUCAGGAGCGCCCCUCUCUACCUGGGAGGUCCAGUUGCCGUAGGAUUUCUAGCUGCCACGGUGGUUAGGAAUGAGAUACUGCCUGUUUGCCAAGUUACAGACCUUUUCUCAGAAGGAGCUGUGAGCCAGUAUUCACCUAAGAGGCAAUAAGGCAAAUGCCAGAAUUUGAAAAAAAGAAACAA
Molecule: messenger RNA, 3278 nt
Organism: Orcinus orca (killer whale)
Lineage: Eukaryota; Metazoa; Chordata; Mammalia; Artiodactyla; Delphinidae
Gene: ESRRG
Product: estrogen related receptor gamma
Exons: 7
Coding region: 434-1810 (458 amino acids)
Biological process (GO): regulation of DNA-templated transcription; retinoic acid receptor signaling pathway
Cellular component (GO): nucleus
Molecular function (GO): nuclear receptor activity; steroid binding; zinc ion binding
Source: RefSeq, a predicted model, not a curated record